CCCGGCCUGCCCCCCCUCCCCCCCUCCCCCAACCAGAUCUCGCCGCGAUGGCGCCCGCCGAUGCCGCGCGCCGCCUGCUCCUCCUCCUCGCGGUGGCCGGGGCCGUCCUCCGCCCGGCCGCGGCGGAGAUCAAGCAGGAGUCCUUCAAGGACGACUCCCGCGGGACCAUCCUCUUCGAGAAGUUCGGCUUCUCGCACCGCGGGUCCGUCUCCAUCGCGCUCACCGGCGCCAAGGCCGUCUCCAAGCUCGCCAAGCCGGACCCCGCGCAGCUUGGCUUCUUCCUCCUCUCCGACGAGGCCCUCUUCGAGGCCAUCUACGAGCAGCCGCCGCCCACGGAUCUGAACCCCAACCCCGACCCCAACACGGGCUGCGUCCUCGCCAGCCGCUACGUCAUCCCGCUCUUCACCUUCGCCGAACUCGACGCCAGCGGCAACUGCAACAAGACCUUCCCCGUCUCCCACCCCGACGAGUACAGCCUCUUCUUCGCCAACUGCGCGCCCGAGACCGCCGUCACCAUGGAGGUACGCACCGACAUGUACAACACCAACCCGGACGGCUCCAAGGACUACCUCUCCGUCGGCCAGGCCCCCGUCCCGACGAUCUACGCCUUCUUCGCGCUCGGCUACGUCGCCUUCCUGGCCGGCUGGCUCUACCUCACCCUCUACCACAACCGCCUCUCGGCGCACCGCAUCCACCACCUCAUGUCCUGCCUGCUCCUCGCCCGUAUGCUCUACUGCAUCUCGGCCGCUGAGGACCAGCACUACAUCCGCGUCGCCGGAUCUUCGCAUGGGUGGGACGUGAUGUUCUAUCUGUUCCAGCUUGUUAAGGGUGUGAUCUUGUUCGCCGUGAUCGCGCUGAUUGGUACCGGCUGGUCGUUCCUCAAGCCCUUCCUGCAGGACAAGGAGAAGAAGGUGCUCAUGGUGGUGAUCCCGUUGCAGGUUGCAGCUAACAUUGCUGCAGCCGUCGUUGGUGAGACCGGGCAGUACUUGCAAGCAUGGGUGACAUGGAACCAGAUCUUCUUGUUUGUUGAUGUGGCCUGCUGCUGCGCGGUGCUCUUCCCAGUUGUGUGGUCGAUGCGUUCGCUGCGCGAGUCAUCCAAGACAGACGGCAAGGCUGCACGAACCCUUGCCAAGCUCACGCUCUUCCGCCAGUUCUACGUCGUUGUGAUUGGAUACUUGUACUUCACAAGGAUCAUUGUCUACGCGCUCAAGACAAUCACCAACUACAAGUACAGAUGGGUGAGUGUCGCGGCAGAGGAGGUGGCCACCAUGGCAUUCUACAUGUUCAUGUUCUACAUGUUCAAGCCGGCUGAGAGGAACCAGUACUUUGCUCUGGAUGACGAUGAGGAGGAGGCUGCGGAGAUGGCUCUCCGUGAGGAGGAGUUCGAGCUCUAGAGUGUUGCUGUGAGGGGAUACAUGAUGACAGGAAAUGCAGCCCUACCUGUUCAAUUUCUCCUCCUUGUGAUGUUGAUCAUACUAUACAGAUGCAGGAUUUAACUUAUAUUUGUCUAUGUACUGUGGUAAAUCUUCACUUCUGCUUAUUUCUUUUAGCUUCAAAUGUUGCCAGUGAGACCAGGGGUAAUUUGGAUUGCUUGUGUUGCAAACUAGGCGAAUUCAAUCACUGCUGUCAUUUUGCCAAGUCUUA
Messenger RNA from Aegilops tauschii subsp. strangulata, 1644 nucleotides. RefSeq names its product protein CANDIDATE G-PROTEIN COUPLED RECEPTOR 7. Lineage: Eukaryota; Viridiplantae; Streptophyta; Magnoliopsida; Poales; Poaceae. The record is from RefSeq and is a predicted model, not a curated record. Gene Ontology annotation, cellular component: Golgi apparatus; membrane. Gene Ontology annotation, biological process: transport.